AUGAUGUAUGAAAAUACACUAUUUGUUAUUUCUAAAUGUUUAUUUGUGUGAACUUGCGAGUUUUUAGAACUAAAACAGUAUUGGCUUAUCUCCCCAGGUUAGUACAGUCCUGAGUAUCUCUCCAGGUCUAGUUGAGCCCUGAGUAUCGAUCCUUCAGUAUUGUCUAAAAUAAGAUAACAUGUAGAAAACAUUUGGUCAGGUGUGAGGAGAAGUGAAUACAGGUGUGAGCCGAGGAUACUGUUUAAAGCUGCUACUGGAGAAUAUAUCAGUCCGCAUCCUAACCUAAACAAUAACCAUGACCUUUUCUAAUAUCCAAAUACCAGAAAUGUUGAGAGCUCAUGCAAAAAAAUUAUUUGUGGCUUCAGUUUUGUACUUUUUGGGAUUGCUCGGUUUUAGUAUUUUAGUUCCAAUAUUAGGACUGAUCGGAUACUUAUCAUGGUUAUAUUUUAAUCCUGGAGACGAGGUUCCAUCCCGUCCAGAGGAGAAACAUGAGGAUUUUGAAAUCGAGGAUGAAGAGCAAUCAGAGUGGACAACCCAACCUGGAGUAGAGAGAACGGAGUGGAUCAACGAAAUCAUUCUUAAAGUUUGGCCUGGCACUGAGAAGCGGAUAUUAGCUGAGAUUGAAAAUGUUCUGGCUGGAGAAGAGAGUAAAUCCAACCUUAAUGUUCUUGGUGUUGGUGAGAUAAAGUUAAUAAAGUUCCAACUUGGAGAUAUUCCACCUCGCCUCGGAGGAGUAAAGAUUCAAGGUGUAAGUUUAGACGAACUUAUCCUGGAUUCAGAUUUAAGCUAUAUCGGAAACUCCAGGAUUGAAUUUACUCUGGGAAUCAACAAAUUUUCUCAAAGUAUUGCUCUCGCAGUAGAAAAUUUUACCUUGUCAGGAAAGUUUAGAAUAAUUUGUAAACCGUUGUUGAACCAUACUCCGUUCGUGGGUGGAGUAAGGUUCAGUUUCCUUAACAUCCCGGAGAUAGAUUUCGAACCUAUUGGUUUACUCUCCGUCCUAGAUUUACCAGGAUUAAGACAUUUUAUCCACUCCAGGAUAACUAAUCAAAUCCAGGAGUAUCUAAUGUUUCCACGUGGAAUAACCCUACCCGUCCCAAGUAGUGAGAAGAAGAAACAUUUCCCGAAGACAGACAAAUUUGAACUUCCCAAUGGGGUUUUUUCUCUCUGCUUGGUUGAAGCUAAAGAUCUGAGAAACACGGAUUUAACCUUCCUUAAGAAAGGCGUUUCAGAUCCGUAUGGAACCCUAUCCUUUUCCGUAGAUGGAAAAGAGCACAAUUUCAGGACGGAAAUUAUAAAAAACUGUUUGGAUCCAAAAUGGAAUUUUCAUAAACUUUUCUUCGUCGAUGAUCCGAAGACUUUUUCCGAGAUAAAUAUUUGUAUUCGUGAUAAAGAUACCUACGGGGCAGACGAUCUGCUUGGAGUAAGUUGUGUUUACAAGGAUGUUGUUUCUCAGGUCAUCAGACGUGAAACUACAUACGACUAUUGGAAGAUGCUGGAGAAGACGGAUCAAGGUUCUGUCAGGGUUCGUGUCUCCUGGUCUAGGUUUGAUAUCUCUCCACCUAGGAAUACAGAUGAUCAGGCAGUGGUUGUGGUCUAUCUUGACUCAUGUCGAAAUAUAUUUGGAACUGAAACACGAAAACCAGACACAAAAAUAAAAAUCUCCAUUGGGCCCCAAAGUUGUGUUAGUCAGACUGUGUUUAGUUGUAAAAACCCUAUUUAUGACGAGAGACUAAUCAUUUUCUCAAAUAAUCCAACCAACGACGACAUUUUGUUUGAGCUUCUUGAUGCCAAGGAUGAUUCUCUUCUAGGUUCAAUUAUGAUAGAGUUAACACAGAUAUUGAGCCAGGAAAACUUGAUCCUGGACAACAAAGAGUUUACUCUGAACUCCUCCAGGAUUCAUGGGAUAAGGUUGAGAUUAUCCCUGGCACUCCGGUUUCUACAGUCGGAGCAAUUCAUCCUUCCUGAAAACCAUCUCAUGGAUAAAUCACUGGAGGAGGGGCAUGUAUUUGAAACCCAUCCUUCAUUAGGAUCAAUAGAGAUCAUAGAGGACUUGUCACAGCCUGAACAAAUAGGGUUUAUAGACGAAGGAUCGGAGCAAGACUGGAGAAAGAUCAACGGGACUAAUGAUAUUACCUCUGGAAGCUCUGAACCAGCUCUAAGGGGGAAUUCUUUAUCAGAACGAAACAUCAGUCUUGAAGAAGAGAAAAAAUAUAACGAAGAUUUUCAACCUUUCCGUAGAUCUAACACUCUUCCAUUACAGAAGGUAUCUGGAGUUAAAGGUUUAGAAAGGUUACCGUCUGUUAUGAAAAGGAAGACGACCAAAGUGAUUACUGGAGCAAAGGUUCUGUUAACUCUUAAGUUCAACAAGGCAACUUCAGUUCUAUCCAUUGUUAUACACAAGGCUGUUAACCUCCAGGAGAUAUCCCAAGUUCCCCUACCCAGCCCCUACCUCAAGUGUUACCUCGUGGAGUCCUCCUUCGGUAGGAACAGGAGGGAUAACUACUCCAAGAAGAAGACAAAGGUGAAGAAGAACACCGUGAACCCUGUCUACGAGGAAACCCUGGAGUACUGUGUCCCACACUUCCAUCUCAAAACCCAGAAAGUAGAGAUUAUCCUGAGUUCCCGUAAAACUGUGAUGAGUAAGAGUAUAACCCUAGGGCGGAGUCUUCUGAACCUAUCUAGUCUACAGUCUCAACCCUCUCUUACACUUUGGACACCCUUCAGAUUGAGUGAGGAGAAGGAUAGCGUAACAUCUCUUAGCAGAACCAGCUCCGGGUCCUUUAAUCAGCACCAGACAAUCAGUCAAUCCUCCUUACCAUCCUGAUACAAUCCUCCUUACCAUCCUGAUACAAUCCUCCUUACCCUCCUGAUACAAUCCUUCUUACCAUCCUGAUACAAUCCUCCUUACCAUCCUGAUUUUGUAUAAGGAAUUAAGGAAUUAGUUUUUUUACACAGUUGUCGUCGUAUAUAUCAAUACAAUAAAGACAACUUUCUAUUUUAAUUUUGAU
Molecule: messenger RNA, 3008 nt
Organism: Eurytemora carolleeae
Lineage: Eukaryota; Metazoa; Arthropoda; Copepoda; Calanoida; Temoridae
Product: extended synaptotagmin-2-A
Exons: 5
Coding region: 296-2824 (842 amino acids)
Molecular function (GO): lipid binding
Source: RefSeq, a predicted model, not a curated record